Molecule: messenger RNA, 321 nt
Organism: Maudiozyma saulgeensis
Lineage: Eukaryota; Fungi; Ascomycota; Saccharomycetes; Saccharomycetales; Saccharomycetaceae
Source: the annotation of a GenBank genome assembly
AUGAAGUACCUAGCUGCCUACCUACUAUUGAACGCCGCCGGCAACACCCCAUCUGCUGACAAUGUCAAGGCUGUCCUAGCCUCUGUCGGUAUUGAAGUCGAAGAAGAAAAGGUCUCUGCCCUAAUGACUUCUCUAGAAGGUAAGACUGUUGCUGAUUUGAUUACUGAAGGUAACGAAAAGCUAUCUUCUGUUCCAGCUGCUGGCCCAGCUGCUGCCUCUGGUUCCGCUGCUGCUGCCUCUGGUGAAGCUGCCGCUGAAGAAGCUGCUGAAGAAAAUGAAUCUGAAGAAGAUGAUGACAUGGGUUUCGGUCUAUUCGAUUAA